This is a messenger RNA of Cricetulus griseus (Chinese hamster), 927 nucleotides long. Lineage: Eukaryota; Metazoa; Chordata; Mammalia; Rodentia; Cricetidae. The record is from RefSeq and is a predicted model, not a curated record.
AUGCUACCGGCACUGACAGUUUUCUUCAUGUUGAUCUUUGUCCUGCUUUGUUUCCUGGGGAUCCUGGCCAAUGGCUUCAUUUUGCUGGUGCUGAGCAUGGAAUGGCUACGGCGAGGUAGGCUGCUCCCCUUGGACAUGAUCCUCUUUAGCUUGGGCGCCUCCCGACUCUGCCAGCAGUGUGUUGGGCUGGUGAACAGUUUCUACUACUUCCUCUACCUGGUUGAGUACUCCAGGGGUUUUGCCCGGCAGAUCAUUGGUCUGCACUGGGACUUCUUGAACUCAGCCACUUUCUGGUUUGGCACCUGGCUCAGUGUCCUCUUCUGCACCAAGAUUGCUAACUUUUCCCAUCCUGUCUUCCUAUGGUUGAAGUGGAGGCUCCCGGCAUUGGUGCCCCGGCUCCUGCUGGGCUCUGUCUUGGUGUCCUUCAUCGUAACUCUGCUCUUCUUUUGGGGCAACUACACUGUAUAUCAGGCAUUCUUAAGAAGAAAAAUUUCUGGGAACACAACCUUUAAGGAGUGGAAUAGAAGGCUGGAAAUAGACUAUUUUAUGCCUCUGAAACUCGUCACCAUGUCAAUUCCUUGCUCUCUCUUUCUGAUCUCAAUUUUGCUAUUGAUUAAUUCUCUCAGGAGACAUACCCAGAGAAUGCAGAGCAAUGCUCACAGCUUGCAGGAUCCCAGUGCCCAGGCUCACAGCAGAGCUCUGAAGUCACUCAUCUCCUUCCUGAUUCUUUAUGCAUUGUCAUUUGUGUCCAUGGUCAUUGAUGCCACAGUCAUCAUCUCCUCAGAUAACAUAUGGUAUUGGCCCUGGCAAAUUAUACUUUAUUUGUGUAUGACAGUUCACCCAUUUAUCCUCAUCACCAAUAACCUCAGGUUUCGAGGCACAUUCAGGCAGCUACUCCUGUUGUUCAGGGGUUUCUGGGUGGCCUAG